AUGGCCAUGAGUCAGGCGGAAAGAGCGCAAAAAUAUCGUGAGAAAAUAAAAAAAGAUAAGGUUAAAUAUGAAGCGGUGAAAGCUAAGGCUCGUGUUCGUGGUAAUUCGAAGAGAGAAAAGUUAACCGGUCUAGAUCUGGCAGCAUUCCGUUUGAAAAAUAAAAUCAAUCAAGUUAAUUUUCGUAAGAGUAAAAAAAAACGUUUGAAUACAGAAACAGUUCCCAGUGCAUUCAAGAGUCGUCAGUCGUUCGGAAAGUCUUUGAAAAAGGUUAAUUCGCCUUUGCCGAAACGUGAUAAAAGGAAAAAAAUAAUUGUUCAGCAUUUAGCUCAGAAAUUUGGUCUAAUUCCUAAACCAACUCAUCAUCGUACUUCAGUUCAACUUUCUGCAAAAUUGAAAAAAGAUAUUUAUAAUUUCUAUGUUUGUGACGAUGUUUCGUAUCAGCUACCUGGUAAACGUGAUACUAUUGUAGUGAAAGACGAUGAUGGACAGAAAACGACGUACCAAAAAAGAAUUUUAAUUAAUAAUUUAAGAGAAAAUUACGGGUUAUUCAGAGAGGAAAAUAAGAAUGUUGAUUUGAGUCGUUCCGCGUUUGCUGAUUUGAGACCUUCAUUCGUCGUUUGUAAGGCGGCUUUGGCUCAUCGUGUUUGUGUUUACGUCUAUCAUGCUAAUAGAGAACAGUCAAAAUAUUUUGAAAAACUUAAGGCUGAAGUGACCAAUGAAAAAGUUGUGUGUCAAGUUGAUUUCGCCGAAAAUUAUGGAAUGAAGGAGCAAGAUGAAGUUCAGUCUUCACAUUGGUACACAAAAACAAUGAGUAUAUUUACAGGUUAUGUUUGGUCCAAAAGUGGAGGAUUUGGUUUUGCUCUACCCUCAUUAGAUGUUAGUCACGAUAAAUUCGUUGUGAACUCAGCUCUGGAAUUAAUUUUAAAUCAUUUGAAAACUCUACUUCCAGAUUUGAAAGAAAUUAACUUUUUCAGUGAUGGAGCAGCGUCUCAGUUUAAGCAGCGUUAUCAUUUUCGAAAUUUAGUUCAGCUUGCUUCAGAAUAUAAAAUUAGUAUGAAUUGGUGUUUUUUUGCCACUAGUCAUGGGAAAGGCACGGUUG
Didymodactylos carnosus is the source of this 1099-nucleotide messenger RNA. The record is from the annotation of a GenBank genome assembly. Lineage: Eukaryota; Metazoa; Rotifera; Eurotatoria; Philodinida; Philodinidae.